Messenger RNA from Ixodes scapularis (black-legged tick), 4141 nucleotides. RefSeq lists its product as uncharacterized. Gene Ontology annotation, molecular function: dynein intermediate chain binding; dynein light intermediate chain binding. The transcript is spliced from 7 exons. Lineage: Eukaryota; Metazoa; Arthropoda; Arachnida; Ixodida; Ixodidae. Gene Ontology annotation, cellular component: cytoplasmic dynein complex. Bases 1 to 873 code for a protein of 290 amino acids. Gene Ontology annotation, biological process: microtubule-based process; cilium assembly. The record is from RefSeq and is a predicted model, not a curated record.
AUGAACAGAAGAAAAAAGGCAAAAACUGAACAGGGAAACGUCUCACUGCGUACAGUGCUUCUGCUCUCGGUGUUCGCGGCCGUCGACAUAGCCGCCAGCACGGGUUUUGUGCUUCUUAGGAUCAUCAUGUACGUGAUGCGCGACAGACUGUACCCGAUGACGAUGCGCACACCGUACAUCACCGAAGCCGAACAGUUCGCGGCUUUCACGGCGUUGCGGCUAACCACGCUCAAGUCCAGCUGUGGUACCACCGACGUGUUGGUGUCCAUCGUGGUCGGGUUCCUCACGGGACUCCGGAUAUAUAGUGUUGCCUGCGUCAUUUCAUUCUACAAGAAGGCCAAGAAUGGGGCACUAAGUGCAUUUCAAAAAGAGUUUUCGAACAACGCCGACUAUUUUUCCGAGCGACUGGAGAGGUUGAAGGACGUCGAGGAUUACGUGCCCAAGCCCAUGGUGCCUCCUAUGCAACAAGUUCGAAAGUCUUCCUUCUAUGUCAAUGGACGUCCUCCGGGAUCCGAGCGUGGCGGCAUCUUGGGCGGCGGCGUCGGAGCUGCCCGGCUCACCUGCCUGAGCCCCACGGCGUCGACCAUCUGCGGCGGCGGCGGCGACGACUGCCCCGAGGUCAAGAUCCAGGCGGCCGACAUGCCGCAGGAGAUGCAGAGGGCCGCCGUCGAGUCCGCCAACCAGGCGGUCAAACUCUACUCGACCGAGAAGCACGUGGCCGAGAGUAUCAAGCAGGACUUCGACCAAAUGUUCCAGCCCACGUGGCACUGCGUCGUCGGUCGCAACUGGGGAAGCUGCGUCACACAUUCCAAGCAGUGCUACGUGCGCAUGGCCUACAGGGACAUGACAAUCCUGCUGUACAGGUCCAUCUGAGUUAUCGGUUGUUGUUUGUCCAAGACUACGGGAAAGUCGUCCUCGUUAAAGCUGCCUACACCCGUGGGCCCUUAGCCCCCAUGUUGGUGUGCGGAAGGUAUAAAGCUGCAUCGACUUCUAUAAAGUCAGUUUACUUUUACCCUAGGGCAGGAUCGCCUGUAUUAAGGUCGGUUAAUCCGCGCCUUUAGUCUCAAGCCUCAGAACGGUAUGCUGGGGGGUUCGAAGGGACUGCAUUCAUCAACCUCUAUACGGUAAACGAAAACGAUCAAAGUCAUCUUUCUUUAAAUCGAGUUAUUUGUGCCUUUAUUAUCAUGCUUUAUCAAAUUGUGUGGUAGGUUCGACGGAACAACUGGCGUCAACGACCGUAGGUUCAUUCGAACAGUGUUCCUCAGGGACCACAAAAGUAUUCGUCCGGAAUGUUGUCGGAGCGAACCGCUGGACGGCUGUGCUAAUCUGUUCUUCUUGGAGUUGUUCGCGUAAGUGUUUACCAUCGGCUGGAACUGCGCGGAAAUCAAAGGUACUAUAUAUCUCGACGUCUAAGAGAUCAAUGAACCGAUUACGACACAAAGCCUUUCAGAGUUGACAUGUUAUAUGCUUCAAGGAUGGACGAAUGUAAUCUUGGUUUUUGAAAUCAUUAAUCUAAGUCUUAGGUUUUAACGAUCUACAUUUCUCGCGGUAAUCUCAGUGAGACGGCAUUUGGUUCACCACCACCAAAAGAACAAAAUACAUUUUGUGAAAUUCUUGAAAUCUAAUGCAGCAUGCUGGUCUUGUAGUUACAUGCUCUGCACAUGGUUAUUUUGGCGAAAAGUAAAAUAUUUAAGGAAAAAUCUAAAAAUAGCACUCUGUGCGGGUAUCCCACGUCGCUUUAUUUUAGUAUUUUACUUCAAAUAUUUUUUAAAGAUGGUACCAAUACAUUCUGCGCGUGUACCUAUAAACCCAGCAUGUUCCUUUAUGUUCCAAUCACUUAGUAAAAAAAUUCUUCGAAUAAAUGUGCAUCCUAAUUGUCUGUCAGAUAUUUUAUGUUGUUCUUGUAUAGAGUAUUUGAAUUGAUCAUCGGUAUUUGUGAACAUAUAGUACUGAGGGUUUGACUAGAGUACGUGUACUGUGCAGGAGGAAGCUAUGAGGUUGGAGCGCUUUGCUCAGCCUGGCGAAAUGGGCGAACACAGCUGGCAUCUAACUAGCACCGCCCUUGUUCAGUGUUUUGUUUUUUGUUAUUUUUUUCAUCUCACACAAUUUUCCUCGCAACGUCGUGCAACUACCCCAGAGCUUGUGGCAGUAAAUCGUACGCACGUCCAAGUAAUUUUUUCUUCUUUUUUGUUUUAGUUUUUUUACGCGUCAAUUUUCUGUUCGACAGACUUUGAUAAACGCUCAAAUCUCAAUGUAUGCGUGUACUGUAGAGAGAGAAAGAAAAAGUGUUCUGACAAAAAUGACGUAUGACAGAUCAUCGUUAUCUUGAGAUUGCAGACAUAACUUGCACAGCUAGGCUAUAUAGAAAUCAUUACUGACAGUUCACUAAAGCGCCGAGUUUGAGUGCCUUAAAUAUACAGCGACAGUACCGUCACCUUUCUCGUGUACUUGCAAACAGGCGUGCGCUCGAUUAUAUCGCAUAAAUUCGCAGAUAGCAGCUAUCAAGGAGACUGUUCUCACUGUUUGUUCAGCAACGUCUAGCACUGAACAAGAAUGCCCCAUAGUACUGACUAGCAAAGCCGCCCUUUUUUAUAUCCGCUUAUGGGGGCAAAAUGGCACUCUAAAACGCGCCGUCAAAACGACUGUGUAACUCAUACUAGAUACAAAUUGAUGACAGCGACGGCCCCUCUUCUCGAACGCGCUUCCCCAAAGCCUCUCAUUUAGGCAUCUGGACUCGAUCAUAUCAUUGUUCGUGCAACCUCUAGUAUAGGAGUAUUAUUAGUAAAUCCAGAAUGUCUUGUAAGGUUUUUGUAAGCUCGGCUGGUUGGUAAACGCUCCGUAUAUUCAUCAUAUACAAGAACAUCCCUCAUAACACGAAAGGCCUAUUUCACGGAUCACCAGUACGAAGCACCUUAACAUCGAUCGUUCCCUACAGCGUAGAAGGUCGCUAAAUCACGCAUCCUUCCAACGUCUGGCUGUAUCAAGGACGGCUUUUCAAAAUGUUUGCGUCAAUUCGCACUUGUUCGCACUUUUACUUUCAACUCAAACUUCGAGUCACAAUUAUAAUACUAAGAGAAAGUUUCCUGCCGUGUAGCUGAAAGGCUCGUGCAGGCUGCUGUGGGUAUACGAAUAAAAACAAAAAUUAAUAAGGCACACGAACUUGGUUGAGAGAAGUUGGAAAGGGACCUCUUCAAAGACUCCCAGAGGCCUCGAUGUUCUGUUAAUAGAGGUUUUUGAAUGCAUGGAGUCAUUCCAUUUUUCGAGGUGUAGGUCACCACAACGAGAUUUGUAGAAGUUUUUCCUCUCAAGUGCGUACAGAUGCUUAUUUAUUGACAUUUUACAUACAAUUUAAUAAAACUCCUGCUAUGUUAAAAUAAGAAAGAGAUAAAAAAAACUAUUGUGUAGUGCGGAAUUCUAAAACAAAUAACUUCAGGUGGUGAUUGUUUCGUGUCUUUUCAGGAUGCUGUAUGAAAACACUGUUGAGCAUUGCCGUUGAAGGUUAAUUGUUUUUUAAGCUCGUAAACUGUCGUGCCACCAUUCACAUAUGCGUCCAAGGGAAGUUACAAAGCUUCACAACCAAUACUGAUGAGGCCUGUAACUGCAAAAGUUUGGAGCUCACCCCGAUGCCUUGAACGUGGAAUUUUUUACUAGAUAAACUAUUGAAGCCUUCGAACUUGCACUAUUUUAUUUAUUCCACCGACUUCGUUUUUUUUUUAUUUCUACCAAGUUUCUAAACGCCCGCUAGUAGUCGCAUAAACUAGAAAACGUCCACUGUGGUCUCGUUAACACUCUUCUUUCUCCAGUUGAGGAGACGGACGAUAUGUUGUACAAUAGUUUGUGACUCGAGUUUUCGCACUUAUUUAUUACGAUUCAUUAACUAACGUAAGUGAUGUGUGUAUGCAUUGUCAACCGUGUUAUUUAAGUGAAACGAGAAGACAAAAUAAAAUACCGCUGUCAAAAAAAAAAAGGGUUGUUAAGUGCAUAUGUGAAACGAGUGUGUGUAAUAACGCGCGACUGCAAAGCGAGUGCGAAUAUGAGAUUCUUUAGGUGUGGAGUGAAUGUUGACUAAUUACCGGGGAGCAAGCUUUCGCACUUUGCCGGGUUUGUGCUGUAAACAAAUCUAAGAAAUAAAAAUGAUCCA